Amphibalanus amphitrite is the source of this 1131-nucleotide messenger RNA. Its product is annotated as keratin-associated protein 19-2-like. Lineage: Eukaryota; Metazoa; Arthropoda; Thecostraca; Balanomorpha; Balanidae. The record is from RefSeq and is a predicted model, not a curated record. Bases 358 to 684 code for a protein of 108 amino acids. The transcript has 3 exons.
GUGGGCUAGCAAACCUGCUUACGAUUGUCCGUCGGACGUUACGCCAUCUGGGCUGGGUUUUAGUCUAACCGGUGUGGUCCCGAGGUCGGCAAAAAUCACCACCUCGUCAGCGCCCAGCUACACCUCGAUAGAGGUCGAAAUAUCGUGAUAUUGCAUUGUCACUUGCUCCCUAUGACCCAACCACUAUCUGAUGGCGCAAAACCGACGGCACCACAAUUUAGCGCAAUAAUUACUGGCCGCAUCCAGCUUAUUCGGAAUUAUGAGCUAGUUGUUGGUUUCAGGGUCGUUAACCACUUGGUAUAAAAGACUGUCCGCGACUUCAAUUGUCAUUCAGCUCAAGCUUGUCCAUCCAGCAACAUGAAGACGAUCAGCGCUCUCCUGGCCGUGUGCGUUCUGUUCGCCGCAGUGUCAUGCACUGUGGCCACUAAGGGCAAGGGCGGCGGCGGCGGCGGCUACCAGUCCGUCCACGUCGUCCACGUCCCGGUCAUCCACCGCUAUGUGCCAGUGCCGGUCUACCACGGCUACGGCGGCUACGGCAAGGGACACGCCGUCGGCUAUGGUGGCGGUUUCGGCAAGGGUGGCGGUUUCGGCCACGGAGGUGGUUUCGGCAAGGGUGGCGGUUUCGGCCACGGUGGUGGUUUCGGCUACGGGCCCGCCCCCAUUCCUUACGGAGGUUAUUAUUAGAAGUGGGUAGGCUGAAGGCCAGAAGUUGGGUGUCUGCACAUGUCAUUGUGGGUGUUUACUUGCUCAUCGGGUUAUGUGUGUGCAAGCUUGCUGUUCUGUGUGCAAACCUAAACCAUGACUGCCAGACAAUGGUGGUUGUGUGAUACUCAUUGGUUACCUGUUCCGAACAGUGCUGCUCUUUCGUCGACAGAAUCAUCAUUUCAUCAACUUCAAGCAACAGAAUCAUUUCGUUGCAUGAAUCAUCAAAAGGUAUUCAUAUCAUAUGUGAGGAUACCAUGUAUUUACUCGUGGUGACAUUCCCUACUCCACACCCAAUGCAUAUCAUAUUUGUGUUUACCAUAAAAAGCAGUGGUCUUUGCAUGCUCUUGCUUUCACAUUUUGAUUAGCUCCUCCACCAUCCACGUGCAUCCAAUUGUCUCUGAUAAAUAUACAACAAAUACCCGAAAA